ACUGGACUUUUUUUGGUCGUUCUGCAACUCUGUAGUCAGGAAGUUGCGCGCAUGCGCGGUGCUGCUAUUUCGACUGUCAUGGCGUCCUGCAUGAAAAUGUGUUCCCUGACCAGGGUCACUAACCGGGCAGUGAGUACCUUAGGAGGAAAUAAGCUGAAGGUGUCGGCAGAAGAGGCCACAGUGGCAGGUAAGUGCUCUCUAUUGGUGUCCAUUACCUGAAGACCAGGAUAAUGGGAGCAGGGUUUGGUGUCAGACACUUAAGUGGCAAUAAAUGACUUUCCUUCCAGUACAGUGUGUGUCAGUCAUAGCCUUCCCUUCUAGACACAAGCAAAUUAUAUAGAAAUGCAGGGUGCAGGGUUGGAAUGGGGGUUCAGGGAUAUGGUGAACCCUACAAUAUGGGACCUAGGUCAUUGCUAAUGGCCUCCACAUAAUGUAUAACCACUUUAGGCCAGGGGCAGCUAAAAAUGUAAACCCCUUUCCUUUUUUUUUUUUUAGGACUAUAACACCCAUGACGCCUUGAGAGCCAUAAGGCUCUAAGGUUUUUGCUCUCUUAAUUUGUUCUUGCCCCUUUAAUGUUAGUUGAAGCUGUAGCCACUAGUCUCUUAGUUUGUGCCUGCAGCAUAUUAUGGGGGUUGAAGUUGUUCAUCUUCUUGGGCAGGCAUAGGCAACCUUUUGGCAAUGCAGAUGUUUUGGGCUACACCUCCCAUUAUGCUUUUCCAGCAUUAUGGAUGUAAGAGGAUUAUGGGGGAUGUAGUCCACAACAUCUGGAGUGCCGAAGGUUGCUUAUCCCUGUUCUAGGCAGUUUAAAUGACGUACUGCUAGAAACCUCUAUAAGUUUCGGAUGCUUCAAAAUCACGGUGUGGUGCAAUAGAGGAAAAUAUAUUUUAAGAUCUGUAGAGCAUAAUCACAUACAAUGUUUCGGCAUAAAGUCUUAAUCAUUUAUAUGAAAUGAUUAAUAGUAUACAUAAUUAAGGUUUGGUGUUGAAACGUUGUAUGUUUUUUUUUUUGAGUACGUGAUUUUAAAGAUUUUAGUGACUGCAGACCCUGCCGUGGUGCUCCUGGGUGCAAUAUUUGCAAAUUACCUGUGUGCAACACUACCUUUUGGAUUUGACAGUUUCUGAUGCUUGAUCCAAAAGCAUGUUGUGAGUUUGUAUCCGUGUAGUAAAAUUUAACUUUGAAUCAAUGACUUUGCUGCUUAACAAUGCUAAAUAUAUUGAUUUUUUUAUUUUUUAUUUAUUAUUCUUAGAUCAAGAAGUCACAAGGAAAUCAUUCACAGAUCUCCAGAGAGAACGACAUAAGCAAGCAAAUCUAUCUGUUCUUAUUAGCUGUCCCCCAUAUUUUAAUGAAAACAAGUUUAUGAAAUAUUUAUCUCAGCAUGGGAAAGUAGCCAAUCACUUCUUUUAUGAAAGCUAUGUAAGUAUUCUUCUGACUGAAUACAACCAGAAAUGUCAAAUUUGUAUAACUAAUAAAAAAAAUAAAACCCAAAAAAACAACUAAAUUUUAUUCAUUUUUAUGGUUGCUUCUGUUUAGACAACUUUUUAGAACAGAUCCUUCUUCAGGACAGUAAUGUGUUCAAUAAAUUUGUGCACAGGUCGUCUGUAUGGAUGCAUACAAUUGUAUUUUUUUCCUGGUGAACAAUUAAUGGAAACACCAUGAGGCUUAACUUCUUUUUGUAAAGUUACACCGGGCGAAGUGCAGUGGCAGGUAAGUUUUAGUUACUGAAGCUGUCCUUCACGACUGCCUCCAUCUUCAUUUGUUGCAUCCUCUUCAGCUCCUGGUGCUUCACCUGCCAGGAGUCAAUGUCUGUAGUUUAUUGACAUGAAUGAAAGAGAGCACAACACUGAUGUCUAUGGAGGAUCCUGCAGGAGCCUCCCUGGACCAUGCCUUUUUCUUCACUGCGUCAAUUGCAAAACUUGACGGCAGUAGCUCUGUUUUUUUUUUCUCAGACAUAGAAAAAUAGUUAAGAAAAAGUAGUCCCUACUUUGUCUUGUAUUUUUUGACUGCUUUGAAAUUUUAGUGAUCUCCUAACAGUCUGUGUAUUUCAUGAAGAUUUUUAUUGUUCUUAAAUACUCCAGGGGGGGUGACAGAGCCAUAUUAAUGUAGUACAUUCUUUGAAAGGUUUUGCAAGUUAUCUGCACUGCAUUUUGUACAUUCUGCUCUGUUGUUUCCUGUUCCAGUGAGGAUAUUUACAUUAAAGUGGCACUAUAAAUACCUUAGCCACUACAGCCAGUCGUAGUGGUUAUGGUUAGAGCAUGCUACUGGCGCCAUCCCCCUUUUCAAAUGGCUUAACACAAACUGAAUCUGAAUCUGAAUCACACCUGGGCGCCUCUCCAUAAUACUGCUGCAGAGUUCCACUUCUACGAUAGCAGAAUAAAUUUUUUAGAAAUUUGGAAAGGAAAGUCUGUCAGCUGAUGGUCUUGGUCCAUCAAUGUUUUCUAGAUUGGACAAAACCGCAGAUAUAGGUAAAUAUACAAAAAAUAAGGAUUCUAUUCCACAGAAUCCCAUACAGGUAUAGUACAACAAUUCAUUGCAAAUUAAAACUUUCUACAACCUCUUGUGCACUCCCUCUGAAGUAUUACUUGAACUUUACUCUUAUACAAUUAUUUUACCUGAUGAACUGAUAUAUUAUAUUUAAUGGCGUCUCUUUUUCAUCAUAUGUCUUUGUAAAAGAAUGGUUCGCUACCUCUAACGCCUAAUUUUUCUAUUUUAAAGGGCACUCAUGCAGUGGUGGAAUUUGUGGAAAGAGAAAGCAUAGAUUCUCUUCGAGCUGCAACUAGGGUCCCCCAUGGAGAUGAUGAGUGUGUUGUUCCAUUUAAAUCUAGACUUCUCACUCUCAAAUCAGAUCGUGCUCUGGAUCGAACAUCCAUUCAGUGCCUCCGACAAUCUGCAGUUCCUAUAAAUGAAUUAAUUCAGAAGUUGUGCAAGGCCCAGGAUGUAAGCUAAAUGUAUUAUCUUGUUGUUAGUCUUAUUUUGCCCCCUUAGCUAUAGACAAACCAAUGCAUAUCUGCAGCCACCAUGUCUCAUUAAGGCUUCAUUCCAAAUUAUUUGUAUGAUGCGAGCAUGCAUUGUGUUUUGAGCACUUGGGUUAUAACAGGAUUUAACAAUUCUGAAUACAUCUAUACUUAAUCUCUUUGAACCAAAUUUUCGCAGUGGUGUUGAUACAGGUCCCCUGUGACAGUUGUCGAUGUAAAAUGGUCAGCUGUGCUUUGGCAGUGGUUCAAGGCCUAAAGCGAAUAAGCAUGGCCAAUCCUGCAAUAACCCCUUGCUCAGAGCUUUGCAGAGUGUGAGCACACAAUAAGCCGGAGCUCUUGCCGUGUCCAUUUUUAAUAUGUUGUACCUACAUUCCAAACUCAUUUUGUUUUUGAUAAUGAACAGUAAAUGCAAAACGUCAUCCAUAGCUGUACAUUUUGCUCUACACCAAAACCAGAAAAGAAGAUACAAGUAAGAGACCCAUGGUGUACAUCAUAUCUGCAUUAUAACUACUGAGUAAAAACAAAUACAUAGAAAACAAUCCUUAGAUUACUUCUCCCAAAUAAUUGUUUCAUGAACUCUGAUUUUAUAUAUUUCCUUCCGUUUUUAUUGUUCACGUUGCUCAGGUUAUUUACAAGUAUAUUAUUCACUCCCUCUCUUUCAGAUUAAUGAGCAAGUUUAUACACUCCUAGAUGAAUACCAGCUAACAGAUGAGAAUAUACGCCUUCGGUUCCUUGUGUCGUCUUUGAUAAAGGAUGUUGCUACAGCCUACUUCCCAGAAGCCACAGUAGACCCCUUUGGCUCAACUGUAAAUUCCUUUGGCAAACUGGGUUGUGAUUUAGACUUGUUUUUGGAUUUGGAUAACAUUGGAAAGAGUAGUACUGGAAAGGUAAGAAGAGUGUGUUAUUUUUUUUAAUGUGGUCACUAUUUGAGUAUUCAUCUAUUUGUGAUGGAAAACUUUGAUGUCGGUAGUAAGUUUAGGAGCACUUGGUCUAACUGUAAUUAUACUGCCAUGCAAAGAAAUAGGGUUUCUGAAGCCUGUUAUAUUGAAAUAUGAUGAGGUGUGUGACUUAUUAUUUUUUUUUUUUUUAAGCAAGCCAGUACAAACUCAUUGUCUAGCUAAGAAUCUUGGAAAUUGUAGUUGUUGUUAUAGCUGCAAUAACUACCUGUUGAUAACCCAACCUAUGCGUAAGAGUAUACAGUUAAUGAUAUCUCACAUGGAUGGAUCAUAAUGCCAGUAGGAUUAGGUAGUUAGUUAGUUAAAGUGUAAGUUGUAGAACUUGUUCAUUUCUUCUGUUUGCAUGUUAAUUUACCUGCAGGGCCAAAAAAUAUAAUUUUCUAUUAUGGUUGCAUUGUUGAGUAUUUGAAUGCAUGAUAUUAAAUACAUGUACAAAACAGUCUUAUUUUGUUUGUGGUACAGAAAUGUGUGUAAAUUUUUCACAAUUGAUACUCUUGUUGUAUAAGAUUAAAUUAGAUUUACUAAUAAUGUUGCCCAUAUUGCAAGCAUAGGUUUUAAAGGGACAUUAUAGACAAAUUUAGCUUUAUGAAGCAGUUUGGGUAUAUUGAUCAUUCUGCUGCAGUCUCAAUGCUCAGUUCUCUGCCAUUUAUGAGUUAAAGGAACACUAUCUUGCACCUCUAAAUAUAGUAAAAUCUUACCUUUAUUCAAGUCUGCUGGUGCUGGCUCUGCUCCUGAUCUGCCUCCUUGGAUGACAUCAUCCGAAGUGAUGGUAUCAGCAAAUCACAAUGCUGUCUCAUAAGAAAGGAUUGGAUUUGCUGAGAUUGUCAGUUCUGAUGAUCUCUACCAAGGAGGCGGACCAGAGGUGGAGCUAUUUAAAUAAUAACCCCAUGCAGAGGGAGGAGAUACUGAAUGUUAGUGCCACAGGAUGCACCUAUAGUGGCCAUCUGGAGGUGUCCCUACGCUGUAAUGUAAACACUGUCUGAAAAGACUUACUGCAAAAAGCUGCAUGGACCUACUAUACUCACGAGAACAACUACAAUAAGCUGUAGUUAUUCUGGUGGCUAUAGUGUCCCUUUAAAUUACUUUUUACUUAUGUUUAUGCAGCCCAAGUCACCCCUUCCCUGGUUGUGACUCACACAGCUUGCAUGAAAAAAGUCAAAUUUUCAAUCCGAUUUUAACUUGCUUUAGACGUUCUUGUCUCAUGCUCUGUAAAUUGAACUUUAAUCGCACACAGGAGGCUCUAGAAGGCCAAUAACAGAGCAGGAGAUAUGAAAUUCUAGAUUAAAACAUACUGUGCAAUAAAGGAAGCUAAAAUACCUAGGUUCGUUUUGAGGAAGUAUUUGGGAAGGCUGUGGAAGUCACAUGCAGGGAGGUGUGAUUAGAGCUGUGUUAAAAAAAGUGAUUUAACUUCUAGGUAUCAACAGAUUAAAGUUUUUGCUGAUAUUCCGAUGUGUGUAUUGGCCGAUAAUCACCGGCAGUACCAAUAAUGAAUGAGUGGGAUGGCGUGUCCAUAAGGUGGCACAAGCGGCUGCCUUAGGGCACACGGACCCGGGGGAGGUUGGUCCUAGUGACCGACAGGAGGUGGGCACACAGCGCUCCCUCCUGCCAGGCACUCUGUGUAGCGUGGCUGAGCGGAGCAGUUCGCACCUUGGUACACAAAUUAUGUUUCCUGUGCCUGGCCGGACUGAAAGGAAGUGCUCACUGAGAGAGCACUUCCUGUCAGUCUGGCCGGGUACAGGAGACUGAAUCUGCUGUAUCGCGGUGCGCACUGCUCCGCUCGGCAACACUACUGGGAGACACAACGGGGAGCGGGAACCAAGGAGAUGGGAGAGAGGGGGGCACUGUGGGACAGGGGGUGGGGGUGGCAAGGAACACAAUAGGGGAGGUUGGCAAGGAACACUAUGGGGGAGAGAAGAACAUUAAUGGAGGACACUAAGGUACAGGGUAGGGAAGGGAAAAGGAACACUGGGGUGAGAGAGGGCUCUAAAAGAGAAGAGAGAGGAACAGGGGAAUUGAUUGGGGGGCACUAAGUGACAGGUAAGGGGUGGGGAGGAGGGCAGUUACAUACACACACACACACUCUCCACCACACUCUCCAACACACACACACACUCUCUCCAACACACACACACACUCUCUCCAACACACACACACACACACACUCUCUCCAACACACACACACACACACACUCUCUCCAACACACACACACACUCUCCACCCCACACACACUCCACCACACACACGCUGCAUUUAGUAAUCAAAUACUGCAUCCACUACACAAAUACACACAAAUAUUCUUGAAAACAUAACAAAAAUUUGACUGGCAUGUAUAUUUUGUGCAUUUACCACUUAAAGGACCACUAUAGUGCCAAGAAAACAUACUCGUUUUCCUGGCACUAUAGUGUCUCUAAGUCCCCCCCACCCUUCGGGUCCCACUCCUGCCAGGCACUAGGGUGAGGAAGGGGUUAAACACAUACCUUUUCUCCAACGCCGGGCUCCCUCGGCGGUGGGGACUCUCCGCCUCCUUUCCCCGUCAACGGCUGAAUGCACAUGCGCGGCAAGAGCUGUGCGCACAUUCAGCCAGUCUGUGAAAAUCACAGUGAGAAGCGCGGAAGCGCCUCUAGCGGUUGUCAAUGAGACAGCCACUAGAGGCUGGAUUAACCCAUGGGUAAACAUAGCAGUUUCUCUAAAACUGCUAUGUUUACAGCAGAAAGGGUUAAUCCUAGAUGGACCUGGCACCCAGACCACUUCAUUAAGCUGAAGUGGUCUGGGUGCCUAUAGUGGUCCUUUUAAUAAAAAAAAAAUUGCAAAAAAUAAAAUAAAAAAAUACGGUAAAUGUACAGAAUAUCGGUCUGCUAUCGGCUUGAAAGUUCACAGAUUAUCGGAUAUCUGCUCUAAAAAAUCAAUAUCGGUAGAUCCGUAUAACUCCUAAAUGGCAGAUAAUUGAGCAGUGUGACUUCAGGGACUAUAUACCAAAACUGCUUGAUGUAGCUAAAGUUCUUUUUUUUUUUUUUUAAUUCUUUAUUUUUGUUGUGCACAAUAUUAACAAAUAACCUUGGUGCGCCACAACAGCGACAUCCGGGUGAAUUGGUGAACAAUUGAAAUACAAGUUGUGGCAUUCGCUAGACAGGCACAUUUUUAUGUUAGAGAGAUCAGUAUUACAAUAGUUUAGGUUCUCGUUUAAGUGGGUUAGCGAGGUGCACAUGUCAGGAAAGGGUAAACAGAGGAGUGACAUAGAGACGAAGCAUGACAUGUGCAAUCAUUGUAUGAACACAGCUUUACACGUAGUAUAUGCUAGGUUGAUUCUAUCCUAUCUCUUGUCUGGCUAGACAGGGAAUAAGUGGUUGCAAAUUGCGCUAGACUUAAACCAGAAAUAAGCCUACAGGAAGCAUAUAACAGGCAUGUGUGAAAAUACUACUGAUGUUUAUAGAUUUGAGGUGUUCUAAACAAAGGAAAUAAAAAUAAUAGUGAAUGCAAUCAAAGUUAUAACAUGUUACCAAGGUAAAGCUGGCUGAUACCCUGGCUACACUUGGUUUGGUAUGAUUCUACACAGGACCCUUAGCCUAUGCCACUUAGAGUCCAAGUCUGAUGAGGUAGCUUGGUACCGGGUUCUGCCUCCCCUUCUUGCUCUUUCCGUGUGCGGCGUCGAACUAGGAAAGAUGUUGACCCCCAUGGGCCGACGUUCUUGUGUGCCUGCCGCUGUGGCUUCUUGCGCUUUCUCGCUUUGUUAGCCGUGCGGUGGCUGUGUAUAUGCUUGCCGCUUCGUGUAGUAGGAUGACCCCCAGGACCCGCUUGACUUUCAGCAGGCGUAUAGAGUGAUUCUCUGGGUUGCUCUCCUUCAGGAGAUUCAUUUGGUGUCGCUUCAAUAAGAGCCUCCAAUUUGGCCCAGAAAUCCGCAAAGGUCGCAUCCAGUCGCUCCAGCACAUAUUCAGCCGCACCUCCUCGUGUCUCCAUGGGCUGAUUCAGACCCGGCUGGUGGAGCAGAGACCUGGCCGCCAUCUUAGGUGAGUCAGCCGCGAUCAGGCGUCGUGGUAUGAUAGCUGUGUAGGGUCGACCGAGGUGCCAGCCAGUGGAUACCGGGAUAACCCCCACCGGUCCGGGGGUGGGGGGGAGAAGAUAGCUUUGUUCACCGGGACCACAUAGUAAAUGAAAGAGCUCAGGCUUGUGUAGGCCGCUGGCCACUACCAGGACGUACUGGGUCCAGACAGGCUCACAACAACUAUCCUCCGGUGCACCGAAGACCCAUUGGCAAUAUGAGUGCUUAUUGUGGUCUGAUUGAUGGGUGGCCCGGGUGUAAAUCUUGAUUUAUUGGGGCCAGAUGCAGGAGCUCUUGCAGAGCACGUCUGGCUUCCUUGGCAGUCAAGCUCCACCCCCGCUAAAGUUCUUUUAGUGACUAAAGUUCAGUUUGUUAAAUUGCAGCUAAUUGAUAGCACACCAUGCUCCAUUUUUGUCUAGUAAUUCCUUGAUAGGGAACUUUCUUUACCAGUAGUACUCUUAAUCAACAAUCUAGGAUUCACGUGCCACUUUGUAACCUUUUUGUUUGCUUUCAUUGUAUUCAUUUCACGUUGCAUUUAUUUAAUUGUUGGGAUCAGCCUGCAUAUUGCAUUUUUUUUUUUUUUUUUUGGGGAUUGGGCAAUGUUUGCUAAACUGUCACGUUCUGCAGGGCAGGGUAGAUGACUACCCUGGAGAACGUGACAGUUUAGCAAACAUUGCCCAAUCCAAGGUGUAUAAUUACUGAUCUGGCUUGCAUUUACAUCAAAAAAUUAUAGUAGCUAUGUCAAUAUAAAAACCUGUUUCGAUCCAAAAGAAGCAUUUCUAAUUGUAUUUUAUGGUAUUGAUUUGAGUAUGUACCCACUACUACAAUUGUGGGGAUUCUAACUUCCAUUCAGGUCAUGUGCACUUAGAUUGUCAGAAGGGCUCUGCUCACCAUGUUGAUCAUUACUGAGGAUUCCCAGAAAUCACUAGAUAUUUAGCAUGCAUGCAGCCCUCAUCCACUUUUUAAAAAAAAUUUAUUUAAGGAAGUAAACCAUGAGUUUCUACUGUGAUGUAUCACUUCCCUCUUUUUUUUUUUUCUCUCCUCCAUGAUAUAACUUAAACCUAUAGAUUCUCUGACGUCUGUAAAUAUAAAGUCUCCCUGUACUGAUUUGCAUUGCAGGGUAUAGAGGGUCGACCUUCUGCAAGAGUUUAAUAUCUGACGUGUACUUGAUGAUGUAAAAUGUCAUUAUGACUUUGCUCUUUAUAGUCUCCUGCAGUAGGAUGUAUGUGAGUGGUGAAUAGGUCAGUGUGUUUGUACACCCAGAAUGCACUGCAUGCAUUCAGAUAUAUAUAUUUUUAUUUUUUUUAAUAUUGACUUCUUUAGAAGAAAAAGUGAACCAUAAAGUGUUAUGGGUAGAUACAUGUUAUUCCAUGAAUUGUAUUUACGAAAUUGACAGCAAAUGUAUUGUUUUAAAAGCGCUACAAAUCACAUAUUUUGUUAUAGUACGGUGUUUAUACGAUGUUUACUUUGUCUCUUCGCUGCAGAAAUACAUUUCUAAUUUUCAGCUAGCCAGUAGAGACUAACAACGCAUUGUUUGCAGUCAUACAAUGCAUUAUGGGUUUUCUGUUGCUAUCCUACACAGCAGUACUUUACUUCUAAAUAUAUUCACGUAUACGGUUUUAUACAAUUUCCAUUUUCUUUCAUUUAUUUAUUUUUAUUUUUUUUCUCUUUUCUUACAUGUCUGUGUUAUUCAUAGAAGUUUUUCAUGGACUCUAGGUUCACUUUUUUUUUUUUUUUUUUGUGAACAAUCAUGAAAACUGAUUGGAAAAACAAGAUAUUUCAUGUCUGUGCAAACCAGUGUUAACACUAAACUAAAACAAUUCAGAUGACUAAAAUACGACUAAAGCUAAAAUGGCUUUUUAGUCAAAAGACUAUGACUAAAAAUAAAUUAAAAUUAACACUGGGGCGGGUAAGACACAUGAGGGGAGGGAGGAAAGGAAAUGAGAUACAUGAGAGGACUGGGAGGAAUUGAGGCACAUGGAGGGGGCUGAGAGAGGAGAGGAAUUGAGACACGUGGGGGAGCUGAGAUGCAUGGAAGGGCUGGGUGGACACAGCAACAUGGAGGGACUGGUGGAGAAAGAGACAUACAAAUGGGACUAUGGCGAAUAUAGAGACACACAGAGGGGCUGGGGAAAGGGCAAAAGACAGACCGGGGCUUGGGAGAGACACACCCAGAGAGGCUGGGGACACACACACACACACACAGAGACAGAGGCUUUAACUAAACCCAUUAGAUUUUAGUCUACUGAAGAUUUAGUCGACUAAAACCAUUCAGGUGACUAAAAUAUGACUAAAACGGAAAUGGCUUUUUUAUUUUAUUUAUUUUUUUAUAUAUAUAUGACUAAAACUAAAUUUGAAAUUUACCGCCAAAAUUCACUGGUGUAAACACAGAAUAAUGAAUGGCAAACUAACAUUAGAAAAAACAAACUCCCUUUUUGUUUUUUGUUUUUUUUGUUGUUGUUCUGUCACAAUGUUUGGUGGAGUUAAAAAUAAACAACAAACUAGAUUGUGGAAGCUGAUCAUUUGAUAUUUCUAGUGUAUUAACAAAAACGCCUUUUAAUUAUCUUCUGUAAAAACUAAUCGCUCUUGGAUAAAAUGUACGCUGACCAUAAGGAGAUGGUAAGUGUUUUAUGUUGAUUUUAGAACCAUCUUUUAAUAUUUAGGGGAUUAUACAGUGUGACAAACUCCCCUUCCCACGUGUGUUUGCCACGUGCUAAUUUUGAGCAUGGUGUACUGUAAUGAAACAUAUUUUUUUUUUUUAAUGAAAUCCGUUAACACAAGAUACGCAUUUCAGAACAUUGCAAUUGUUAUUUUUGUGUGUUUCAGGCUGCGGGUUCUUUUACUUCUGAGUAUCUAAUGAAGCAUGUUCCAUCUGGAAGGGUAGUGACGCAGAGGAUUCUUUCGGUCAUCAGUGAAUGCAUAGAUAAUUUUGGACCAGGAUGUACUGGAGUGCAAAAAAUAUUAAAUGCUCGAUGUCCUCUAGUACGAUUUACUCAUCAGCCUGCAGGCCUCCAGUGUGAUCUCACAUCAGAUAAUCGGUAAGGUUAUUGUUUCAUGUAGAACUGUAAUACUGUAAUAGUCCUUGCAAUAAAACAACUUCUUAUGGGUGAUAGAUUUGUAACUGUUAAAGGGAUACUUUGACCACCAUAACCCCUACAGUGAGCUGUAGUGGUAAGGUGUCAGGAGUCCUCUGGCGCCGUCCAAAAGUAAAGUAUUAAAACAUACAAGUGGUUUGACAACUGUGUCUGUUGGACGUCUGGCCUGAGCCACGGUCUAACCUUGUGCGUUAAAUCUAGGAAACAACAAGAAUGUCACUCUGAAUUUCGGGUAAAAUUAUUUGUUUUUGGGAACAAACUAUUCCGUACAUCAGGGCUUCACAAAUUUGCUUUGAUAAUCUUCAAGCUCCUCUUGCUCUGCUCCAUCGUGCACUGUUUAGUGAUGUCGAAGCUGGAGUGCUCCCGGCAUCACAGCAGGGUGUGCGAGAGAGAAGAGCAAGAAGAGUUUGAAGAUCACAGCUCCCUCGCCGCCCACCUGCAUUCUCACCUGGCCACCUACAUUCUCCAUCACCCGGCUGCCUCGGAUCACGUGAGCUAAAAAAACACCCAGAAGCCAGGACAAAAUUCCUAGUCGCAAUGGCAACCAGAUGCCUGGGAUUUGUCGAGCCCUGCCGUACACAAACACCACAAUGAAAUAGUAAGGGUGCCCAGAGUCCACUGAGGCCUCUUACCUUAAACUUUUAAAAUAUGAUUUAAUACUUUAACAUUUAAGUGGAGUCUCACAGACUCCAAUGAGAGCAUGAGCUCUCUCUUUCAACAUAUCAAUGUACAAGUAAGUGUCAAACUGUCUCUAAAGGAACACUAUAGUCACCAGAACCACUACAGCUUAAUGUAGUGGUUCUGGUGUUUAUAGCGCAUUCAUCCAGUCUUUGCGCUGUAAAUGCUGCCAUUUCAGAAAAGGGCAGAGUUUACAUUGCUGACUGGUAACACCUUUUAGCUUCUCACGUAACCCCAGUGACUUCCACAGAGGGUGCUGAAGAGCAGCUCCGGGAGAUUCAUCCAGCGCUGGAUUCAAGGUAAGUAAAACCUUUUAUUUCAGUUUUUACUACAAAGUGAGGGGGGCCAUCAUCACAGUGCUCAAUAAGGGAAAGGUUCCCCUACUCAAUAGGGUUAUAGUAAGCCUUCAGGUAUUUAUAAUCUUUAUUGUGGAGCAUGGAUAACUACCAGUACUCUGGUUUUAUUAAGAGCCAUAAAUGGCAUUUAUCAUUUUAUUUUAUGUUCUUUAUCUGUGUAUCUAUAAGUGUUACAUUUAAUAAGCGUCUAUUGCUUUUCCUUCACAUGGUGCUAAAUCUGGCAUUGCUUAAAAAAAUAAAGUGUGUGUAUAUUUAUGUUACUGGAAAUUUCGCAAUAGGAAUCUUUCGAAAAGAAGUGUAGCAAUCCCGUAGAAUUUGUUUUUACCAACAACAAUUUUUUAUUUUUUUAUUUUCUGCUUUGAAAAGCAUCACUGAACCUAAUUUUACAUGACUAUUGAAGCUUGUUAGGCAAAGGUUCUGCGUGAUGGAACAAACUGCUGUGUGACGUUUCUCUUGAAGGCCAUAUUAAAUGAUGUUGUGAUUCAUGUACCCAUGGAGAAUGCGUUGGGAGUCCUUCUACCACUGAUUCACUGUCAUUUUUAUAUAUUCGGGAUAAUUUGUAGCAGUACAGUUAUUUUGAUUGCUUGCUUGAAUUGUGCCAAACCUAAACUUUUUGUGCUGUGAAUUUAAUCGGUUUUAAUGUUAUGGAGAAACACUGAACUUUUGUGGAUAUGUAAUGUUAAACAUGUCUCCUCUGUAAGUUUCCCAUGCUAAUUAGUGGGAGAAGCACAGUACUCUGGUUAAUGCAACGACAGAUUAUAUAGCCUUGAACCUGCAGGAAACAUAAAAAGUAAUUGAGUCAUAUAUGGGCAUCAUGAGAAAACAAAAUAAAUAGUAUGUGGAAACCAAUUAAUAGACACUACAAGGUAUAUUAUCAUGAAUGUUUUCUGUUAUUUUAGAUUCCUUUCAAAAAUGAAUAGUAAUAUAUACCAUGGAAACAGUAUUCCCUUUUUAAAGGAACACUAUAGUGUACACAAAGCUGUAUUCCUAACACUAUAGUGCCCCCCAUCGGCCCACGUACCCCCCAUCUGGGGGCACUCAAAGGGUUAAAUAACCCUUUAAAUGCUCACUUUAUUCCAGCACCAAGGUCCCUCCUCUGACAUCAUCGCAAGCAGGAUCUUAAUGUCCAUGGACGUCAAGCGCUGCAAGCACAUGAGGCCUUCCCCAUAAGAAAGCAUUGAAUUAGUGCUUUCCUAUAGGGAUUUUGCAUAAAACUCUGUGAAUCAGUAGGAAGCACCUCUAAAGGUUGUGUGGUAGGCCACCAAUAGAGGCAGUCUGAGAUGAAGUGGUUUGGGUGCCUAUGGUGUCCCUUUAAGUUCAGUUUAUGGAAAAAAAGUCACAUUUAAGUUACUGUAUAUACAAAUAUUAUUGGAAAAUUCCUAUUUUUAUCACUACAGAUCAAUUUUAUGUUUAUUGUUGCAUGCAUUCGAUGUUUGGGUUUUUUUUUUCUUUUUUUUUUUUUCGCUAUAUGCUUCUCUUGGUCCUUACCAUAAUUUAAUUGGUAUUCUGAAAAUAUCCUAUUAAAAAAAUACACAAACCCCCCCCCACAAAUCAUUACAAAUACAGGUUUGAUCACCCCACUUUCUUAAAGGACCACUAUAGUGCCAGGAAAACAUACUCGUUUUCCUGGCACUAUAGUGCCCUGAGGGUGCCCCCACCCUCAGGGUCCCCCUCCCGCCUGGCUCUGGAAGGGGGAAAGGGUUAAAAACUUACCUUUUUCCAGCGCUGGGCGGAGAGCUCUCUGCCUCCUCUCCUCCUCCGAUCCUCCUCCUGGACUUAAUGCGCACGCGCGGCAAGAGCUGCGCGCGCAUUCAGCCCGUCGCAUAGGAAAGCAUUUACAAUGCUUUCCUAUGGACGCUGGCGUGCUCUCACUGUAAAAAUCACAGUGAGAAGCACGCAAGCGCCUCUAGCGGCUGUCAAUGAGACAGCCACUAGAGGAUUUGGAGGCUGGCUUAACCCAUUGAUAAACAUAGCAGUUUCUCUGAAACUGCUAUGUUUAUAAAAAAAAUGGGUUAACCCUUGAAGGACCUGGCACCCAGACCACUUCAUUAAGCUGAAGUGGUCUGGGUGCCUAGAGUGGUCCUUUAAUGCUAUAAUAAUAGUAACUAAUGUAACUUAUUUUUUGUGUGUGUGUAUAUAUUUAAAUUAAAUCUUCUUAAUCAUUACUGCUCUGUUCAAUUCUAUAUGUGUACGGAUAAAUACUUUCAAUUCUUUUUUUUUUUUCUGUACCUCUGAGUCCCUCUCUUGUCUGAUUUUGGUAGUGCAGUUUUACAGUAGAAAUUCAAAUUGUCAUUACUAGGUUCCCACAAACCUGCACCUUAUAUUGAUAUAUGUAUGUUGGGUUUAUUUUUUUUCUUCAUGUUGUGGACACAUUUAAAGUGUGACCUCAUAGUGCACCAACCGAUGAAAAAAUGUGGGUGUUUUGCAUUUUGACUCAUACUUUAGAAAGACCAGGUCCUUGGCGUUGAAUGGAGAAACAAAAUAUAAUUUUGGACAAGGCAGUCAGUUUAUAGAUGUAUAUGUGAUGUAUGUAAUCUGUUUGACUUUUUUUGCAUUUUGAUUUUAGAACUUCCCUUGGUUAGUUUGUGUUGCAUUUAAGGAACACUCCAAACUCCUAAGAUUCUCUUCGGUUGCUGAAGUGCUUUAAGGGUUAACAUAGUGUCCCUCUAGCUUACUUCAUAGAAGUGCCAAUUUCAAGUGAAAUUUGUACCCUCCUCAUUGUUCUUCCUCACACUGAGUGUGAGACUUCUCAUAGAAAAGUAUUUGUUUCAAUGAAAAGCUUUAUUGGUGGAUCAUGACGUUUGACGCUCAUGGUCUCUGCAUCCCUGUGCUGUUCUUUAAAGAUUGAAUUGGCUGCUCCGAGAAGACAAUCCUGGAGCGAAGGGGGGGAAUAAAUAAAAACACACAAGUUGUGCACAAAUUUCACAGUAGGCACUGCCAUAUUUUGGUUGGUCUUCAUAAUAAUUGCUAAAAGAAAUGCCAUAACCCAUCUUAACCUUGUUUGCUCUCAAUAGAAUUGCGCUGAGGAGUUCAGAGCUUCUUUACAUAUAUGGGAAUUACGACAAUAGAGUCAGAGCUCUGGUGUUCGCCUUGAGAUGCUGGGCUCGAGUUCAUGGAAUUACAAGUGCCAUUCCGGGGGCCUGGAUAACAAACUUCUCCCUCACCAUGAUGGUCUUGUUUUUCCUGCAGAAGAGAAACCCUCCAGUCAUCCCAACACUGGAUCAACUGAAAAGUCUAGCAGGUAAGGGAGCAUCAAAUUUCAAGACAGCUGCUUCUCUGCCCAUCUUUGGGCUAUUAUGACAUUAUGGGCUAUUAUAGUUUGUUUAAGGCUAUAUAACAGAUGGUGCUCAAAGUUAAAUCAGGUUUUCAUGAUUAUAUGUGUAUUGAGAAUACCUUUAUUUUAGAGUUCUUAUUGAAAUUCUUAAUUUGCACUGACUGGCAAAGUUCUUCUUUAAAAUAUAUUUUUCUGUAUAUAUUUAAGUUCUAUAUCCAUGCUUAAAUCUCUCUAUCAGGGCUCAACAUUUGAAGUCCUACGAUAGCCAUACACUAUGUCAGAGAGGCCUGGCAAAUAGCAUAGGACAUAAAAUGUUGAGCCCUAAUAUAAAAUUCUAUUCUUUUUAACAAGCAGGAGGCAGAGAGAGCAAAGGUAGUGUGCCCUCUAUUGUUGCCAUUGUCGAUUGAAAAUUCAGCCUUGACAAGUAAAAAUGUACCCUUGUGUGUGCUAUGGCUUGCAGAGGCAAGUAACUUAGAAGACCUUCCUAGUAGCAUAGGACUUCAAAUUCUAAGCCCUGUCUAGAUACUGCCUCUUGGUCAGAGCCCAAAAUGUGUGACUGUGUUCACUGCAUCUCUGUUUGUUUCUCCAGUUUUCAAGCAUGACCUGCAGUAUACUUGUAUAUCACAAUUAACAGUUUUUAUUUAUUAAUUUAUUCCAAAACUAAUUCUUACCAACAUAAAUGCCUGCUUUAAAAUUUUUGGUAUGUGGCUAUAUAUUUUCUCUAAUCUAUUGGACGUUUUUGAUUUUCUUUCUUUUUUUACAGGGAAAGACAAGUUUAUUGUUGAUGGCAAUGACUGCACAUUUGUUAGCGAUCUGAACAAGAUUCCGCCUUCUAAAAAUUCAGAAUCUAUAGGUAAUUUGAUCAUUUUGUAAAAUGCAUUUGUCGUUUGACUCCAUCAUUUGCUUAUGUAAAAAUUUAUUUUCUUUUGCCAUAGAUGUGCUGCUCUGUGAUUUCCUUGAAUUUUAUGGAAACUUCGAUUUUAUCAAAAAUGGCAUCAAUAUCCGAAAGGUAAAAUCUUCAUAGUAAACCAUAUGAAAAUAAUCUCCUAUGAAAAGAUGUUAUCUAUUCAUAAAAAAACAUGAUUAACAGCCUCUAUCCCUUAAAAUCGGAUCAAUACAAUGUGUGUGUUUGCUAUUGGAUUCUUACUGGUAUGACCCAAAUACAAGUACUGCAUUUCUAUUUAUAUGUUCCUAUCCAUCUACAAGGCUCAGCCUCUGUAAUUAUAUGGGUGAAUGUUCUGACCAUAUCUGUGCCCAAACCUUGAAUACUCUGAAUUUUAUAUGUAUAGAUUGCUUUGCUACAGUCAUUUGCAGCAUUCUGACAUAACCUGGAGAUUACUUCCUGUUUUUAUGUAUUCUACGUUUUUCUUUAUAGGGAAAGGAACAGAACAAGCCAGAUUCAUCUCCUUUGUACAUCCAGAAUCCUUUUGAACAGACCCUAAACGUUAGCAGAAACGUUAACCAUUCCCAGCUGGAAAGGUUUAUUGCCUUAGCCCGAGAAAGUGCCUGGGUUCUGCAAGAACAGCGGAACCAUUCUUCAGAAAGAGACAAGCAGGCCUGGGGUCUAGCUGCAGUAUUCCUUCCUUCAGUGUCUCAGGGUUUUGGGAAGGGCAAGAGGAAGAAGAGGAAAGGGUUUGCAAGUGAGCGAAUUAAAGGUCUUUUGGAAUCUUUGAAGAAUACUGACAAAGCUAGGUAGUUACGGAAAGACACUAGCUAACAGAACAUUGGUCUGUUGUCAUCAAGCCAAGUCCAGAAAAAGGAUUGACUUACAGGAACGUUCUUUGAAACAUUGGUACUUUUUUUAGUCUGUUUACUGAACAAAAGAUGAAGUUAUCGUCUUAGCCUGGAAAAAUAGGGAACGAAUGGAGUUCAUGUGGAUUGAACUGAUAAUAUAAAAAAAAAAAAUGAAAAGAAACUCUCUAACCUGUAAAAUCUGUAAUAUUUUAUAUUGGAGCCCAGCAGAUUAUUCUUAAAACACAAUAAACAUGUUGGGUGUUUUUUCAUUUCCUUUUUUUUUUAUUUUUAUAUAUGUAUUUGUCUGAUUUUGUUUCACUCAAUGUUCAUUUUUGAUUAAACUCAUCAGAGCUAUCAGCGUAUGAAACCUAU
Molecule: messenger RNA, 17474 nt
Organism: Pelobates cultripes (western spadefoot toad)
Lineage: Eukaryota; Metazoa; Chordata; Amphibia; Anura; Pelobatidae
Source: the annotation of a GenBank genome assembly